Leishmania braziliensis MHOM/BR/75/M2904 is the source of this 3057-nucleotide messenger RNA. RefSeq lists its product as hypothetical. Gene Ontology annotation, biological process: tRNA 5'-leader removal. The coding region runs from base 1 to 3057 and encodes 1018 amino acids. NCBI's taxonomy places the organism in Eukaryota, Euglenozoa, Kinetoplastea, Trypanosomatida, Trypanosomatidae. The transcript has a single exon. Gene Ontology annotation, molecular function: protein binding; ribonuclease P activity. The record is from RefSeq and is a predicted model, not a curated record.
AUGUGGCGCACAUCAUGCGCGGCGCGCUCGAAGGGACUAUCCCCCUAUGCGCAGGCGCUGAAGCAGGUGGCGCUCAAAGGUGUCGUAGCGAUAGGCCCCAGUGCAAAGGAGAUGGAGAUCGAUAUGUACAGGAGGGGAACGCUCCCUGCCGACUACCGACCACCUGUGCAAGGCAAAUGGGAUGACACCAUUGAGCGUUGGGCCUAUGCAUGGCAGUUUCCAGCCGAGGAGGAGGGUGACGACGUGGUUACCUCGGUGGAAAAGAAUGACAAGGCUAUGCAAGACCUACUCGAGUUCGGGUCUCGCCUUGCGAGCUCGCCACCGUCAACGGUACCCAAGUCGGGCCGCCACUCCACCACAUACACAGUGCCUCUGUCUGCGACUGAGCAGCUGCACCUCCUGGUGCCUUCGCAGAAGUAUGACGUGCUGGAGGACGACCUCAACGAUCUGAGUGGCACUCCGGAUGAAAAGACGCGGCCAGUGAUGGCGGUGGAGCAAUUCUCGGAAGAGAUGAACAUUCCGAUAGCCUACCUUGAUGACGAGUCGGAACGCACAAAUGCUAGCAAAGAGUUGAGUGUCAUCAUGAGCGGUGCAGGUUUGGAUUUCACCGAGGAGGGCCUUGUGGUCGCCCUCUCUGCUCUUGCUAGGCAGCACUACUACGAUGCGGCACGCGCCAUUUUCCUCUUUGCCGCCGAGGUGGGUCUUGGGCCUAACGCGGAGAUGUACAAGGCGCUAAUGAAGCACUCGUCUUCACAAGGAAAGGUGAAUGACUCUAUGGCGCUCAUCGAGGAAAUGAAGACGCGCGGCAUCACGCCACGCAUUGGCAACUGGCACGAGCUCAUGCGCUCGUUCCACAACGCAGGGGACUACUCCGCCGUGGCGCAGAUUGUCGACAACAUGAAAAUGUACGCGAAUAUUGAGCCAAAUGAAGUUACCUUUGCCCUGCAGCUGCGUGCGUUAAGCAAGGACACAUUGCAGAUGAACUCCCUGGCGGAGUCGAUUCAGCUCUUUGACCAAAUGGAGAACGUGUAUGGCUUCAUCGCUGCACGGCCACACUACGACGCGCUCAUGUUCUCCUUAAGCCAGAGCCCGCUUCCAGAAAUGCGACUCCGCUGCGAAGAGCUGGCGCAGAAGAUGGAGCUCAUGGGCAUUCCCUGGAACGCCACGACAUUUCUUAACCUGAUCCGCGCAUCGCAGGUUGUCGGUGAUGUCGACGCGGUGGAGCGGUACCUCGCAAAAAUGCGCGACGACCGUGUUCCGGUCAGCAUGCUUCACCUUUCCUGGGCUGUUCAGGCGCACGUGCAGCGUCUCAUCCGUGCCGACUACGAGCAGAUGAAGGAGCAGAAGAACGACAUUUACGCCAUGUGGCUCGAGCAUAUGAACACCUGCUUCGGCAUAUACGAGCUGGUGGUGCGCCGCGGGUGGGAAAUGCAAGUCCCUUUUGUAAAUGCUCUUCUGCGUCUAUGCUGCCAGACGACGAUUCUGAGCAUCGAGCAUCUUCCCGACAACGCGAGCGCGAUCGGUAAGUUUGAGGAACAGGCAAACAAGAUCUGGGCCGACACGUUCGACGAGUGGCACCUUAAAAAGGAUGUGUACAGCUACGAGUGCUAUAUCGCUCUGCUCGCCCACCAGCAGCGCAUCAACGAGGCGGAGAAGCUGUUCCAGCAGAUGGUCCUGCAGGAGGACUUGGUGCCCAGCCGACGGACCUAUGAAUGCCUCAUCUUCAUGCAUCUCUCCUCUGGUGAAGAGGGCGGCGCCGCGCGGGCGUUGCACUACCUGGAGGCAAUGGAAAAUGCCAGGCUUCCGGUACGUGCGUCGCUUCUCAAGAAGAUUGUCCGCGUGAACAAUGCUGCCGGGUACAAGCGAGACAUGAAACGACGGGCACGUCGCAUCAUGCAAGCCCGUGAGGAGUACCUUUCGCGGAGGCAGGAGGGAAUAGAGUUUCCAUUGCAGCCCUCGCCAGCGGUGGCGGUUGUCCCCGCGGAAGGAGAAGCAGAAAUGGUUGCGCAGCCUCUACCCGUUCCCGCUGACACAACGCUGGCAUGGUGGGAGCAGUGGAAAAAGAUGACAGUUAGCAAGCACGAGCUAUUCGCCGAGGAGAACGCUGAUGGCACGCCGAAGGGCGAGACGUUUGAUGAGAAGAACGCCGCCCUCGCGCAGUUAGGCAUCAACUCCGCCUUCAAGACUCCUGCUGAUGUUCCGGCGCUGAACAAGCAACAGCUUCUACCGAAGAUACGGCAGCAGGAGGGGGAGGUUGCUGGUAGCUUGUGGGCGCUGGACGGCGGUGAGCUCGCUUACCCAAAGAAUGGGGGUGGCCCAGAUGGCUGGGGGGUGCGACUCUGGCGCGAGCGUGCGGUUGUAAAACAGGCGUACCAGGCUGUUCUGGACGGCAAAGCAGCGGUGCCGGACUUCUCUGAGAUGGGUAAGGCAGUGCGGGUGGCAGGUGACCAGCUAGACAUUGAAGAGAGCGGGGCCACCAACCCCGGCGAGCUGGCAGAUUGGCGGAAGUACCCGCAGCAUCGAUACGACGACGGCAGCAUGAAGCCAGUGAGUGAAAUAGCGCACGCGGUGCCGCCGUCGGCUGAGUUUGUGUGGCAAGGAGAACAACGAGACUCGUUAGCACCAUACAAAAGCGAUGCAGAGAUCGCGCUAGAGUCGGACAACACUUUCUACGCGCAAGUGAACGACGAAGCUACAAGUAAGACGAAAGCCCUCGUUGAGGUUCUACAGAACAAGGAGGAGGACGUGGUGAAACUGACCAGUCAAGGCCCCACACGCAAGUCCAAAUACGACUACCUGGAGAAGUGGCGUGAUAUGUACCGGCACGGCACUCUCGAGGCACCAGAAGCCCCCACGCUUCGCUUUGGCCGUUCGCCGGACGACCAUCAUGACUCCCUCGCAUCCAGUGUGCGAGACUGGUACCGACGCAACAAGAAGACCCCUGCCACACAGGCGCAGCUGCAGCGUUGGGAGGCAGAGGAGGUGCGGAGCAGUGAGGAGCGCUCGUCGAAAAAGGCCCUGCAGCGAAACAAAAGCCGGCGACAGCGCCCUCGGUGA